AUGCACAUGAGCCUUCCGCGGUUCCACCCGUCCAAUUUCAACCACCUUGACUCGCCUGCCACGCCGUCAUCCACGGUGCAAAGCCCAGCCAUUGGCAUCAACCGAGUUACCCAGCCGGUGCAGCUGGAAUCUCCUAGGCUUAUGCGGGAGAAACAACGCGAGUUUUUGGAGAGGGCACAUCUUUCCUCCAAGAUUGCCGCUUCAUCCUUUAGUCCGAAGCCUGGUGCACCGCGGUUGGACCCGUUAGGAAGUCCCAAGGGACCCGUCACGCCUCUGGAGCUCGAGGAAGCCGGCGACUAUUUCCAGGUCGCUGGAGCUGGGAAAGCCUCUCCGGCGGCAAGCCCUGGAGGACGGAGUCCGAGGAGUGACCUCUCAUCUGACAAGGACGAUUGCCAGAAGAUCAAGAAGGUUAGACAGACCGACGUCUAUCUGUGA
Exophiala dermatitidis NIH/UT8656 is the source of this 435-nucleotide messenger RNA. RefSeq lists its product as uncharacterized. The transcript has a single exon. The record is from RefSeq and is a predicted model, not a curated record. Bases 1 to 435 code for a protein of 144 amino acids. Lineage: Eukaryota; Fungi; Ascomycota; Eurotiomycetes; Chaetothyriales; Herpotrichiellaceae.